GCUGCCUGCCAUGUAACCAGCCAGUUCCACCCCCCUCCCCUUUUAUAUCAGCUGAGCACGGACAGGGGGCAUCGCGCAGGGACGGGACCGGGAAAGAGGCGGAGUCUUAGCAGCGCCUGGCUGGCAUCCGACUUCAUCAUGUCUGCUACCGAAAAUGCUGCAGCCCCCCCUGCCCAGGGCGAGGAGCCAGAUCAGCCCCCGCAGAACGUAGUGAGCAGGGUGGCCAACCUGCCCUUGGUCAGCUCCACCUACGACAUGGUCUCCACGGCCUACGCCUCCACCAAGGAGAACCACCCGUACAUCCGGUCGGUCUGCGACGCAGCGGAGAAGGGUGUGAAGACCAUCACUGCCGCGGCCGUCGGGAGCGCCCAGCCCAUCCUGACCAAACUGGAGCCGCAGAUCUCCACAGUGAACGAGUACGCAUGCAAGGGGCUGGAUAAACUGGAGGCGACGCUGCCGAUCCUUCAGCAGCCGACGGAGAAGGUUGUAGCUGACACCAAGGAGCUGGUGUCCUCCACAGUGACUGGUGCCAGAGAUGCUGUCUCUAGCACAGUCAAUGGCGCGAAGGGUGCUGUGACCGGAGUGGUGGACAUGGCUAAAGGUGCCGUCCAGGGCAGCGUGGAGAUGACCAGAUCGGUGGUGACCAGUGGCGUGAGCACCGUCAUGGGGUCCAGGGUGGGCCAGAUGGUGGGGAGGGGCGGGAGCUGGUGUCCUCCACAGCUGGCUGGACCCGUCUGUCCCCUCUCGUCCUCCCCAGCUAAACUGGCCACCUCGGUGGAAGGCUUCGAGGUGGAGCAGCAGAAGCAGCAGCAGAGCUACUUUGUGCGCCUGGGGUCCCUGUCCACCAAGCUGCGCCACCGGGCCUACCAGCACUCCCUGGGCAAGCUGCGGGAUGCCCGGCAGAGCACCCAAGAGGCUCUGUCCCAGCUCCACCAAACCAUAGAGCUGAUUGAAAGCGUCAAGCAGGGUGUGGACCAGAAGCUCCAUGAUGGGCAGGAGAAACUGCACCGCAUGUGGCUGGAGUGGAGCAGGAGGCAGUCCGGAGGGGAAGGAGGUUCGGGUGCCGCACAGCCCGAGGUGGAGUCUCAGACACUGGUCAUGUUCCGCGGCAUCACCCACCAGCUGCAAGCCACUUGCCUGAGCCUGAUGGCCAAUGUCCAGGGCCUCCCCACCAGCGUGCAGGACCAGGCCCGGCAGCUGCGCCACCACGUGGAAGAGCUCCACGCCUCCUUUGCUGCUGCCCAGUCCUUCCAAGACCUGUCCCACGCCAUCCUGACCCAGAGCCGGGAGCGGGUGGCCAAGGCCCGGGAGUCCAUGGACCAGCUGCUGGACUACGUGGUGCAGAACACCCCCCUGCCGUGGCUCGUGGGACCAUUUGCUCCCCGAAAAGGAAGGGGAGGAGGAGGCAGCUGCUAG
Pelodiscus sinensis (Chinese soft-shelled turtle) is the source of this 1416-nucleotide messenger RNA. The record is from RefSeq and is a predicted model, not a curated record. NCBI's taxonomy places the organism in Eukaryota, Metazoa, Chordata, Testudines, Trionychidae.